AUGACAUUAUUAAGCGUGAAAAAAUUCACAGCCUACAGGAAAAAAAAUGCUGGUGUUAAUUCACUCCCUAUAAGAGAAAAUGCAAAUAUUGCUAAUUUUGUUAGUUCAUUAUCUACUGAAGAAGAAGAAUCAACACUCGAGUCUUUUUUUGAAAUAAUUGAUCUAGAAAGUCGCGAUGUGGCAUUGAAAAGAAAGGAAUUGUCAGAAGAAUCUUUAUAUAGAUUUUAUGAAGCAGGACUUGUGGCUAGAAUAAUAGGAUUAGAACAAAAUGCUGAGAAAGCAAAAGAAAAUGAUGAGUGA
This is a messenger RNA of Entrophospora sp. SA101, 300 nucleotides long. The record is from the annotation of a GenBank genome assembly. NCBI's taxonomy places the organism in Eukaryota, Fungi, Glomeromycota, Glomeromycetes, Entrophosporales, Entrophosporaceae.